Symphalangus syndactylus (siamang) is the source of this 1774-nucleotide messenger RNA. RefSeq lists its product as uncharacterized. Lineage: Eukaryota; Metazoa; Chordata; Mammalia; Primates; Hylobatidae. The record is from RefSeq and is a predicted model, not a curated record.
AUGGAUGGGCUGCAGCAGUGGCCACGUGGUAGGAACCUUGUAGGGAGGGCCGGUGCAUUGGCAAUGGGACUGGCUUUCCCCUGCCCCUGCUGUGGAUCUGGCCCUGUGCUACCCUAUCCCUGCCCUGGUCUUGCCCUGGCACUGGCCAUGUGCAGGCCCUGCCAGGUACCUGUCCUGGCCCUGCUCUGGGCCUCACCUUGUCCCUGGUUCUUAAAUGACCCUGGCCCUGCCCCUGCCCUUGCCCUUGCCCUGGCACUGGCCUUGGACAUGUCCGUGGCCCUAACCCUGGCCCUGCCCUGGAGCUGCCACUGCCUUGGCCCUGCCCCGGCCCCAGCCAUAGACCUGCCCUGGCCAUGCUCUGCCCUGCGUGUCCCAGCCUGGGCCCAGCCCUGGUCUUACCAUAUUCCUGGCCCCAGCCGUACCCUUUUCCUGGCCCUGACCUUGCCCUGGCCCUCUCCUGGGCCUUCCUUGGUCAUUCCCUGCUCUGCCCUGCAUGUCCCAGCCUGGGCCCAGCCCUGGUCUUACCAUAUCCCUGGCCCCAGCCGUACACUUUUUCUGGCCCUGACUUUGCCCUGGCCCUCUCCUGGCCCUUCCUUGGUCGUUCCCUGCUCUUCCAUGCCCUGGCCUUGCCCUUACCCUGCAUUGGCCCUUCACUGUUCCUACCCUACCCUGGCACUGCCUUGGCCCCAGCCCUGCCUUCUCCCUGGCCUUGCCCUUCCCCUACCCUGGCCUGACCCCAGGCCUACCAAGUCCAUGAAAUGGCCUUGGACCUGCCUUGCCAUCCUCUGUCCUGGCCCUGUAUUGUCCCCACCAUGCCCUGGUCCAGCGCUUGCCCUGGCCCUGUUGCUAGUCCUGCCACUGCUAUGACCCUGCCCUGUUUUUGGCCAUGCCUUGUGCUACCCUAGCCCUGCCCUGCCUUGGCCUUGGCCCUACCAUGGCCUUCUCCUACCCUGGCCUGGCCUUACCCUGGUCUUUUCUACCCUGGCCUUGCCCUUCCCUGGUCUUGCCCUGCCCUGGCCUUGCCCUGCCCUGGCCUUGGCUUUGCCUUGUCCUGGUCCUGGUUCUGCCUUGUCCCUGACCUUGCACUGGAUCCUCUCUGGUUCUGCCUUCUCCCUGGCCCUGCCCUUGCUCUGGCCCUGUCCCUGGCCCAGCCUUAACCCUGGCCCUGGACCUGACAAUCCCCAGGCCCUGCCCUGGCCCUGCCUUGGCCCUGUGCUAUCUUAGUCCUGUCCUGGCCCUGAACUUGCCCUGUCCCUACCCUCACCCUACACUGGCCCUGCCCUACCCUGGCCUUGCCCUGCCCUGGCCCUGCUUUUGGCCUGCCCUGGCUCUGGUUCUGCCGUGGACUUGCCCUUGCCCUGGAUCCUCCCUGGCCAUGUUUUUUCCAUGGUCCUUCUCUGGCCUUGGACCUCCCUGUCCCUGCCCUUCCAUACCCUGGCCCUUUCCUUGCUCUACACUGACCCUGCCCUGCCUUGGCCCUGUGCUACCCAAGCCCUGCCCUGGCCUUCUCCUGGCCCUGAUCCUGCCAUGGCCCUUGCCCUGCCAUGUCCCUGCCCUCGCCCUGGUUCUGCCCUGUUUCUGGCCCUGGCCUUGGUCCUGUUGUGUCCCUGUCUGUGACCCUGCCCCUGGUUUUUCUCUGGCCAUGACCCUGCCCCAGUUCUGUCAUAUCCCUGGCCCUGUCUCAGUUCUGUCUUAGCCCUGGCCUUUCACGGUACUUUAUGCUUAGUAAGGGCUCCAUAGUGUCUGUGCAUUGAAUGUUGUGUUCAUAGUAUCU